AUGCUGGGAUUGUCCUGGGAAUUGGAUCUGGGGUUGUCGGGAUUGGACUGGGAAUUGGAUCCGGGAUUGUGCUGGGUCAGAACUGGGUCUGGGAUUGGAUUUGGAAUUGGAUCUGGGAUUGUCCUGGGAAUUGGAUCCAAGAAUGCUGGGAUUGUCCUGGGAAUUGGAUCCGGGAUUGUCCUGGGAAGGGGCUGGGAGUUGGAUCCGGGAAUGCUGGGAUUGUCCUGGGAAUUGGAUCUGGGGUUGUCGGGAUUGGACUGGGAAUUGGAUCAGGGAUUGUCCUGGGAAGGGGCCGGGAGUUGGAGCCAUGGUUGUCCUGGGAAAGGGAAUUGGGUCUGGGAUUGUUGGGAUUGUCCUAGGAAUUGGAUCCGGGAUUGUCCUGGGAAGGGGCUGGGAGUUGGAUCCAGGAAUGCUGGGAUUGUCCUGGGAACUGGAUCUGGGAUUGUUGGGAUUGUCCUGGGAAUUGGAUCUGGGGUUGUCGGGAUUGGACUGGGAAUUGGAUCAGGGAUUGUUGGGAUUGAUUGUCCUGGGAAGGGGCCGGGAGUUGGAGCCAUGGUUGUCCUGGGAAAGGGAAUUGGGUCUGGGAUUGUUGGGAUUGUCCUGGGAACUGGAUCCGGGAUUGUCCUGGGAAGGGGCUGGGAGUUGGAUCCAGGAAUGCUGGGAUUGUCCUGGGAACUGGAUCUGGGAUUGUUGGGAUUGAUUGUCGUGGGAAUUGGAUCCAGGAAUGCUGGGAUUGUCCUGGGAAUUGGAUCCGGGAUUGUUGGGAUUGAUUGUCCUGGGAAUUGGAUCCAAGAAUGCUGGGAUUGUCCUGGGAAUUGGAUCCGGGAUUGUCCUGGGAAGGGGCUGGGAGUUGGAUCCGGGAAUGCUGGGAUUGUCCUGGGAAUUGGAUCUGGGGUUGUCGGGAUUGGACUGGGAAUUGGAUCAGGGAUUGUCCUGGGAAGGGGCCGGGAGUUGGAUCCGGGAUUGUCCUGGGAAGGGGAGUUGGGUCUGGAGUUGUUGGGAUUGGACUGGGAACUGGAUCCGGGAUUGUCCUGGGAAGGGGCUGGGAAUUGGAUCUGGGAAUGCUGGGAUUGUCCUGGGAACUGGAUCCGGGGUUGUUGGGAUUGA
Corvus hawaiiensis (hawaiian crow) is the source of this 1107-nucleotide messenger RNA. Its product is annotated as fibroin heavy chain-like. The transcript has 3 exons. Bases 1 to 1107 code for a protein of 368 amino acids. Lineage: Eukaryota; Metazoa; Chordata; Aves; Passeriformes; Corvidae. The record is from RefSeq and is a predicted model, not a curated record.